Messenger RNA from Pipistrellus nathusii (Nathusius's pipistrelle), 1725 nucleotides. The record is from the annotation of a GenBank genome assembly. NCBI's taxonomy places the organism in Eukaryota, Metazoa, Chordata, Mammalia, Chiroptera, Vespertilionidae.
AUGGAACCAAACUCUCUGAGGACUAAAGUCCCAGCUUUCUUAUCUGAUUUGGGGAAGGCCACAUUGAGGGGAAUAAGAAAGUGUCCCCGAUGUGGCACAUACAAUGGAACCCGAGGACUGAGCUGUAAAAACAAGACGUGUGGAACUAUAUUCCGCUAUGGUGCACGGAAGCAGCCUAGUGUGGAAGCUGUCAAAAUCAUAACAGGCUCUGAUCUGCAGGUCUACUCAGUGCGGCAAAGAGACCGGGGCCCCGACUACAGAUGCUUUGUAGAGCUAGGUGUUUCAGAGACGACAAUCCAAACAGUAGAUGGGACGAUCAUCACUCAGCUGAGCUCUGGACGAUGCUAUGUCCCCUCCUGCCUGAAAGCUGCCACCCAGGGUGUUGUGGAAAACCAGUGCCAGCACAUCAAGUUGGCAAUAAACUGUCAGGCAGAGGCCACCCCUCUGACUCUGAAGAGCUCUGUCCUGAAUGCAAUGCAGGCCUCCUCAGAAACCAAGCAAACCAUCUGGCAGUUGGCCACAGAACCCACAGGUCCGCUCGUCCAGAGAAUUACUAAAAACAUUUUGGUGGUGAAAUGCAAGGCGAGCCAGAAGCAUAGUUUGGGGUACUUGCAUACAUCCUUUGUGCAGAAAAUCAAUGCCAAAAGCUUGCCUGAACGCCGUUUCUUCUGUUCCUGCCAGACUCUGAAGUCGCACAAGUCGAAUGCCUCCAAGGAUGAGGCAGCACAGAGAUGCAUUCAUUUCUUUGCUUGCAUCUGUGCCUUUGCCAGUGAUGAGACAUUGGCUCAGGAAUUCUCAGACUUCCUAAAUUUUGAUUCCAGCGGUCUUAAAGAGAUUAUUGUGCCCCAGUUGGAUUGCCAUUCAGAAUCAACAGUAUCAGCUUGUGAGUCUACUCCAUCUAAAGUGAAGAAGAGGAAAAAGGAUGAAGUACCCAGUGCACAGACGAACAGUUCACUGUUGCCUCAGGAUGCACUGAGCAGUAAUCUAAGGAAAAGUGGCCUGAAAAAGCCUGUGGUUGCUUCUUCAUUAAAAAGGCAGGCCUGCAGUCAGCUGUUAGAUGAGGCACAAGUGACCUUAUCCUUCCAAGACUGGCUGGCCAGUGUCACAGAACGCAUCCAUCAAACCAUGCACUAUCAAUUUGAUGGCAAACCAGAGCCACUAGUGUUCCACAUUCCUCAGUCUUUUUUUGAUGCCCUACAACAGAGAAUAUCUAUUGGAAGUACAAAAAAAAGGCUUCCCAACUCCACUACAGCUUUUGUUCGAAAAGAUGCCCUGCCAUUGGGAACCUUUUCCAAGUAUACCUGGCAUAUCACGAAUAUCCUGCAAGUUAAACAAAUCUUAGAUACCCCUGAGAUGCCCUUGGAAAUUACCCGAAGUUUUAUCCAGAACCGGGAUGGGACGUAUGAGCUGUUUAAAUGCCCUAAAGUGGAAGUAGAGAGCAUAGCAGAAACCUAUGGCCGUAUAGAAAAACAACCAGUGCUGCGACCCUUGGAACUAAAAACUUUUCUCAAAGUUGGCAACACUUCCCCAGAUCAAAAGGAGCCAACCCCUUUCAUCAUUGAAUGGAUCCCAGAUAUCCUUCCCCAGUCCAAGAUUGGCGAGCUGCGGAUCAAGUUUGAGUACGGUCACCACCGGAAUGGGCAUGUGGCAGAGUACCAAGACCAGCGCCCCCCUCUGGACCAGCCCUUGGAACUGGCCCCUCUGACCACUAUCACUUUCCCUUGA